Molecule: messenger RNA, 3931 nt
Organism: Corapipo altera (White-ruffed manakin)
Lineage: Eukaryota; Metazoa; Chordata; Aves; Passeriformes; Pipridae
Gene: ZGPAT
Product: zinc finger CCCH-type and G-patch domain containing
Exons: 6
Coding region: 265-1887 (540 amino acids)
Biological process (GO): regulation of transcription by RNA polymerase II; negative regulation of DNA-templated transcription
Cellular component (GO): nucleus
Molecular function (GO): DNA-binding transcription factor activity, RNA polymerase II-specific; metal ion binding; RNA polymerase II cis-regulatory region sequence-specific DNA binding
Source: RefSeq, a predicted model, not a curated record
GCUGCAGCCCCCGGGAGCCGGGGGAGCGCCUGGGCUGCGGGAGGAGCGGCGCCGUGGCGGGGGAAGGCAGAGCCGGGCCCGGCCUCUCCUCGGGCGCUCCCAUCUCCUGUUUCCAGUGGGACCAUCGCCCUGGCGAAUUCCGAGGGAAGGAGCGGGACGGCGUGUGGAUGUCCCUUCUGCAGACUCGUUAUCUAGAGAGUUCUUAAGUGAAUGCUGAAUGUGUUGUGAGUUCCCGCGGGUAAAGGCGCCUUUGUUGUGCCCAUAAUGGAUGAGGAGAGUCUGGAAGCGGCGAUCCAGACCUACAAUGCGCAGCUGGAGCAGGUGGAGCUGGCGCUGGGGGCCGGCCAGGACCCGUCGCAGCACUCGGACCUGGUGCAGCUGCAGGAGGAUCUGAAGCAGCUGAUAGAACUGACCGAGUCCAGCCUGGUGGCUGUGAAAAAGAGCAAACUCCUGUCCGCUCUGGACACAGAUGCCUCCUCCUCCUCCCCGGCAGGUCUCCCGGGGCAGGAUCCCAACCUGGAGAGCUCUGCCCAGGAUGAGGAAUACGCUGCUUUUAAGGAAGCCAUUGCUGGACUUGGAGCAGACGAGGAGCCUCCAGGGAAUAACAGCGAGAUCUCCUCGGAGAGAGGGGGAGAAACUGGUGAUAAAAACGAAUCCAAGUGCAGCGAAGAGGAGGAGGAGUCAGAGAGGGAGGAGGAGGAGGAGGAGGAGCUAAGUGGGAUGAAGGUUAAAGCCCCCUACUACAGCUCCUGGGGGACCCUGGAGUACCACAAUGCCAUGAUUGUGGGGACAGAGGAGCUGGAGGAUGGCAGUGCAGGGGUCAGGGUGCUCUACCUGUACCCGACCCACAAGUCCCUGAAGCCCUGCCCGUUCUUCCUGGACGACAAGUGCAGAUUUAAGGAGAACUGUCGGUUUUCCCAUGGCCAGGUGGUGUCUGUGGAGGAGCUCCAGCCUUUCCAGGAGCCCGACCUGAGCUCGCUGGGGGUGGGCUCAGCCUGCCUGGCAAAGCACAGUGAUGGGAUAUGGUACACGGCCAAAAUCACUGACGUGGACAGUGGCUACUACACAGUGAAGUUUGACUCCCUGCUGCUCAAGGAGGCUGUGCUGGAAGGGGACAGUGUCAUUCCCCCACUGAGAAGUGAAGAUGCUGCCGAGUCUGAUGAGUCUGACGAGGACAGUGUCGAUGAUUCUGGUUAUGCCAAAGUGAUAGAUUCAGGAGUUCCAGAGAACGGGGAAUGGACUCCUGCAUGCAGCUCCUCUUUCGGUGGCUGGGAAGCCCAUACUCGUGGCAUUGGCUCCAAACUGCUUGUUCAGAUGGGAUAUGAGUUUGGAAAAGGGUUAGGGAAGAAUUCUCAGGGCAGAGUGGAGCCAGUGCAGGCUGUGGUGCUUCCUCGAGGGAAGUCCCUGGACCAGUGUGCUGAGGUGCUUCAGAAGAAGAAGCAGGGGAAGCUGGACCCAGGCAAAUCGAGGAAAUGCCGAGCAAAGGGAAACAGCUCCGGACAGUCUGGCGGCCGGAAGCCCCCACGGAACGUGUUUGACUUUUUGAACGAGAAGCUGCGUGGGAAGAGCGCUGGGGACAAGGCUGGAGGGAUGGCACUGCCCCAGAGGAACAGCAAGGAGAUCUACCAUGCCAGCAAGAGCACCAGGAAAGCCCUGAGUGUCCACCUCUUCCAGACCGCAGAGAAGAUCGAGCAAACGCUGAGGGAUAUCAGGGGAAUCCAGCAGGCCCUGGAACGCAACACCGGGCGGCACAGCAUUGCUGCAGCCAAGCUGGAGGAGAAGCUGGCAAAUGCUCACAAGCAGCUGGGGCAACUGCAGGCCCAGGAAGCCAGGCUGCAGCGGGAGCAGAAGAAGGCAGACACCCACAAGAAGAUGACUGAGUUCUAGGUGCUGAGGAAGGCGUUGGACUGCAGGGAUUGUCCUUCUAGUGCUCCUGGCUUCAGAGCCUGGGUGAGCCAUCCUGCUCCUCUGGGCCUCAGGCUGCCCAGCCUGAAACUGGGUGGAAAAGGAGCAGUUUCUGGAUGCUUCUGAGCUUUGCUGGGACUGGGGGGGAGUACACAUCCGUCCAGCCCCAAAAGCAUUCCCUGAGCUGGGCCUUGGGUGAGGACUGGCUACACGAAAUAUGAUUCUCUGCUCUCUUGCACACUUUUUUUCUUCAGUUUUCCCUGCGGUAGCACCUCCAUCCAGAGUCUGUGGCUGCUCAGGUGAUAACACUGCUGGCUGCAAAGCAGCUGAGGGGGCUUGGACAGCCCCACAUCCUGCCAUGAGCUGUGGCUUCUGUCUGCAGCCCCCCCGACAAGCACAGGUGCAGGCAGAGUCCCGAGCACGGCCUGGCAAAGCAGAAAAGGCUUGUGCUGGGAGAAAACAUCUAAGGCACAGUGCUUCAGCUGCUCUCUGCCUUCUGGUUUUUACUAUGGGAUUUAUCUGAAGACUCCAUUUUUUGAGGGAGCAGUUCUUUGUAGCCUUAGUGUAAGGAAUAGACAGAAAACUGGCAGCUCAGAGGUGGGAACUAGCAGCCUCAAGGAUCAGAUUUCAGCAGUUUGCCUGUAAGAGUAUCCCAGGACAUGCUGUAGCCUAACUCAUUUGGCUUGGCAUGGAAGGCUGUGUGGUUCCACAAGUAGAGUGCCAACACUGGGGGAAUAAGCCAGCAGUGUAAUGGGAUUCCCAAACCCUAGGAACAACUCCACAGGGAGCCUUGUGAUUUUUGCCACCAUUAGUUGGGUUUUUCUGUCCAAGGUGGCUCACUGAACACAGGUUCUUUUCCUAAAAAACCUCAGGACCCAGGUCCAGGUUGGACUGGGCCCCGGAUGAGCACAAAGAGCAGAAUCUGUGUGUGCCCAGCGUGCAGCCCUCCAGUGGGAGAGCUUGGGGCUGGGCUGGGAGCAGGCCAGGCAAGCCAAGUGCCCUUCCCUGCACCAUGGAGAGUCUUUGGACAGGAAGGAUGUUCUCUCCCCUCUGUUACAUUCUGCGUUGUUGGCAGCCAAUCCUUGCCCCAGAGGAGAUGGUGGUUUCAUCAGACUGUUUCUGGUGGGAUUUGUGCAUUGUAAAGGCUUUUUUUAAAAAAAAAAAAAAAAAAAAUUGCAAUUCAUGCCAGUAUCUUAAGGACAGAGUUUUUUCUUAGUUUAAGAAACUGAUUUCCUUUUAUUCUGUGAGUCACUUUUCUCAUGAAAAGGUUUGCUCCUUUAGUACCCCCUUUUUUUUAUCUGUGCCUAAGAAGCCUGUAAAGCUGUCAGCCUGGGCAGGGCUGUGCCUGCUUGCAGGGCCAGGCUGCCAAACUAACCAGAAGAUCUGAGGCUGGAGAAGAUACGAUCAGAGCUGUUCAAGUCAUGAGGGAUUUCGCAUUGCUGCAGACACACCUCUGAAAACACAGCGAGACAGCAAAACCAAACAAGAUCUUCAGGAAACCUGUGGGAGUGGGUCUCUGCUCCUGAAGAGCACCUGGAUCAUGCUGUGGAUGUGGAACUGGCAGGGGCUGCCUUGGGCACUUCAGCAUCCAUCAGUUCCUGAUGGAAUUGGCUGUACUGUCCUCAUUGUUCUGAAUUUGUGUUCUCCAUGCACGGGGCUCAGUUCUAGGGUUUAACAAUGGCUGGCCAGAGCCCUUCCCUCAUAAGUGACUGUUUGUUUCCCACACUUGAGCGUUGAGUGGUGACAAGGGCUGAUGUGCCCAGCUUAGCAUGGGUGCUCGCUCAAGUGGCCCGUGACUGGGGAGCUGAGCUGGGCAGAGAAAUUUUUUGGGGUUGUUUUGUGCUCUGAGACUGUUUAACAUCAUCUUUUUAGGAACUGGGUGCAUUAGCCCCAUGUCUCAGCUCAGUGGCGUUGUGCCCUUCCUUGGGAUUUCCACAGCCUGCCUUGUCAGACUCCCAGUGGCUGCCACCUCCCACCCAACACAUCCACAUCCCUGAUGAAUAAAGUUGGUGUUUAUUUUCCCCUC